UCAAAGGUUUUUUUCUUCAUAAAAACGUUGGUGCGACUGCCCGGUUGAAGAUAAGUUAUCAGUUAUCUAUUUGACACCAUUUCAAUACAAUUUUAUUAUAUCGUUACACUGUUAGGGUUCAGAAUAUAAAAUAUCUGAAUAAAAAAUUAUAAUGUCUAAUGUCCAUUCAGCACAUUUCCUGUUGAUUAAAUAGUUGUCUGUGAUCGGGUUUGUAAGAGGAAAACAUAGUUUAUGUGAUAACUAUGGACAUCACGAUAAUACUUUAAUAUUGGAAGUGUCGAUUAGUCAGAAUUCUACUUACACAAAUGACAUCAUAACUGAUCCUAGGAAAUGAAAAUGAAAUAUCUUCAUUUCUCAGUGAACGAAGGGAAUCAUUCAAUCAUCAUAUGAUUCCUACAAACGAUUUUAAUUUCUGUUUCACGAUGCAAACAGUAUCCAAACUACCUAUUAAGUGUAUAGUCAUCAUGUGAUAGUCAGUUGGGACGUGUAGACUUACAAAAUGGUAGACACAAACAUCAAGAAUGAAGAAACUCUAGUCGAAGACUCUUCAAUAAUUACGUCGUUUACAAAAAUCAGUACGGCACUUUUCUAUGCCGCUGCAUCUAUGUUAAUCACUGUAGUAAAUAAAUCUGUACUAACCAGUUAUGGGUUUCCGUCCUUCCAGUUUCUAGCCAUUUGCCAAAUGUUUAUGACAAUUUUUGUACUAUUUACAGCCAAGAGUCUUGGAAAACUAAAAUUCCCUGAUUUAAAUAAACACACGUUUAAAGAUACGUUUCCAAUGCCUCUUAUAUAUUUGGGUAAUAUGGAAUUUGGUUUAGGUGGCACCAAGGAAUUAAGCUUGCCAAUGUUCACUAUGUUAAGACGUUUCUCCAUACUGAUAACCAUGUUAGGUGAAUACUAUUUGCUCAACAUUAGGCCCAAGUUUUCUGUCAAAAUAUCAGUUGGCAUGAUGGUGUCUGGUGCCAUUAUAGCAGCAAGUAACGACCUAGGAUUCAAUUUAAACGGAUACAUGUUUGUACUGUUUAAUGAUUUCCUGACUGCUGCCAAUGGAGUAUUUACAAAGAAAAAAUUAAACUCCAAAAAAGAAAUGGGCAAAUAUGGACUUAUGUACUAUUCAUCUUUGUUCAUGAUACCACCUGCUUUAAUAUUGUUAUUUUUUUCGGGCGAUCUAGAUAAAAUAUACAGAUUCAGUUAUUGGUUGCAUGUACCAUUUUUAAUUCAAAUUUUCAUCUCAUCCAUAAUGGGCUUUAUUUUAAAUUACAGCAUAAUGCUGUGUACUCAAUACAAUUCAGCUCUGACAACAACAAUAAUCGGAUGUCUUAAAAAUAUAUUUGUUACCUAUAUGGGCAUGUUUAUUGGUGGUGACUAUGUGUACACGUUGAAUAAUUUCAUUGGUAUCAACAUCAGUGUUAUAGGUAGUCUGUUUUAUACUUAUGUUACAUUCAGACCAUCCACACCAUCUCAAAAUAAAUUCCCAAAUACUCUAAAUGUAUAAAACUCUGUUCUAUGCAAUACUGUCUGAAUUAUAUCAAAUUAAAUUUAUUAAUUAUAAUUUAUAACAUUGGCGUGCGUAGAGGGGAUGCCGAGUAUGUCAUGGCAUCUCUGCAGGGCCAGCUGAUUUUUAUUCUUUACAUUUUAGCUUAAUAUAAUUGAUAAACCUAAUUGUAAACAAAAAUCAGUUAAAUAAAAUUCACUGAUAAGCUUACAUUUUUAUGGGUUUAAGAAUUUAUACCUUUUUGACUGAAGAUUAGAACUAUAACAAAAUACCACAUAAUAACUCUACUUACACAUAUUUAGGUACUUUUGUUUUGUGAAUUUUGUAAUUAUGUGAAAAUUAUUUGAAACAAUUUUCAUUUAUGCCUUUUUAAAGGGAGUUAAAAAUAUAUUUAGCUAUUUUGUAAUGUAUUGGCAUCCCCUAUGAAAAAAGUCUGCGCCCACCUAUGAUUUAUAAUACUAGUUACCCUUAUAUUAUUGUAUUUUAUUUUACAUUGUGUAUUUUACUUAACGAGAACAAUAUAUUUGUUACCUUUUAAUUAUUGUUGGUAAUAAAUUGUAAAAUUUUAUUGAAUUAUGUUUAAACUAGAAUUUAUGUGAUUAGACUUAUUAUACAUUUAUAUGAAUAUAUUUGUUUAUAAAUAAAAAAAAUUAUAGAUUUUUAAUUGUUAUCUAAUA
Messenger RNA from Aphis gossypii (cotton aphid), 2172 nucleotides. RefSeq names its product UDP-sugar transporter UST74c. The transcript is spliced from 3 exons. Bases 500 to 1495 code for a protein of 331 amino acids. Gene Ontology annotation, molecular function: GDP-fucose transmembrane transporter activity; antiporter activity. Gene Ontology annotation, cellular component: Golgi apparatus. NCBI's taxonomy places the organism in Eukaryota, Metazoa, Arthropoda, Insecta, Hemiptera, Aphididae. The record is from RefSeq and is a predicted model, not a curated record.